Molecule: messenger RNA, 633 nt
Organism: Mycena indigotica
Lineage: Eukaryota; Fungi; Basidiomycota; Agaricomycetes; Agaricales; Mycenaceae
Exons: 4
Coding region: 1-633 (210 amino acids)
Source: RefSeq, a predicted model, not a curated record
AUGCCAAGAUGGCUAGCGACUACGAGAGGUAUAAAGCGAGGGGUGGAGGCGAAGGGUGCGUCCCAGAAACUUUCCUUGUGCCUGCCGCUCACGUCCGCCAUGCAGUUUUUGCACAUUAUUGCUGCCUUCGCUGUUUCCGCCGUUGCGGUGGCGAGCCCGCUUUCUGCGAGGGAUGCCAAAGCCGCGCUCGCCGCCCUCAAUGGUGGGAUCGCCACUCUCAAUUCCCAGGUUGAAUCGAUCGGCCCAAAAUCGACCCUCGCUGACCUGCUGAAAGUCGGCACCGACUCGUCCAUCGUCCAAAACCAGCUCAAGACGACCACCGACUCGUUCACGGGGACCUUCAGCCCUGCCGACUGCACUAGCCUUUACAACAGCGCCACGGGCCUCUCCGGCGCGAAGGCCAAAACGGAGACAUCGCUCAAGGAUAUCCAGGCCAAAGCAGCGGAUAUCAUCAAAAUUGGCGGCCAGGUUAUCAAGUCGACCAUAGCCGACAGCAUCUUGUCGUUCCAGAAGAACACGAACGGACUCAAGGACGCGGCGGCCAAGACGUGCCCGAACAUUGCCGAUAAACUCAACGCCGACUCCAAAGAGCUCAACCCCAUCUUCGACGCUGCGCGUGCCGCAUUCGCGUAA